Molecule: messenger RNA, 1707 nt
Organism: Tetrahymena thermophila SB210
Lineage: Eukaryota; Ciliophora; Oligohymenophorea; Hymenostomatida; Tetrahymenidae
Product: leishmanolysin family protein
Exons: 3
Biological process (GO): proteolysis; cell adhesion
Cellular component (GO): cytoplasm; membrane
Molecular function (GO): metalloendopeptidase activity
Source: RefSeq, a predicted model, not a curated record
AUGCCAUAAACUUCAUUAAGAAUAAAAUUCUUUUUACUUAUGCUGGCGCUCCUUUGUAGCCUUACUUUUGCAAAUCUACUCUUAGAUACUGUUCAUUUAAGAGAUUUAAAAAUCAUUAAUACAUAAACUUAAUUAACUGAAAAUGAUAACUCCUCUAGAAAUCUAUCAGGCAGUACUAUCAGAUUUACUUAUGAUGAUUAAUUAGUUUAGAAAUCUAAUAACCGUUUGCAUAUUAAAAUUAUUUAGGAUGCCUUGAAAAGUGCUUUCAAUUUUUAUGAGCAAUUUAUUUAAGUCAAAAAUCCUAUUCUUUCUGGCUUAGAAGUUGACUGCGAUUUUGAUUUAUUACCUGAUUUGUUUAAAAAGACUGUCUAUAACACUGACAUACACUUCAUAGUUGGUUUAGAUUAUGAUGAAGAUAGUUGGUUAGCAAGUGCAGGACCUUGUGGCUUGUAAAAAACAGACAAUAGACCAAUUAUAGGAUUUAUCAUAUAUAAUUAAAAAUAUUUGCCCUCCGAAGAUAAUGGAAGCUUUUCUAGCUUUGAAUAUGAUUAUCUAAUUAAAGUAACUAUCCAUGAAAUGUUUCAUGCUUUAGUAUUUCACGACGAUUUAUAUCAGUAUUACGUUAACUCAACUCCUGAAUAGUAUGGAAUAAACUUACAUAAAAAACCUUUUUUAGCAUUACCAGAAGUACUUUCUUUUACCUAAUAGCACUUUGGUUGCUCUGAUAUUAAAGAAGUGUAUCUAGAAGAUAUUAGCUUAGAAGGAACAGCUGGUUGUCAUUGGAAAAAAAGCCUAUUUUACUCAGAUUUAAUGACUGGUUUUUUAAAUUCAGGCGACGUAACAUGGAGCGGGAUCAAUAAUGCGCUACUCAAGGAUAGUGGCUGGUAUGAUGUUAAAAUGGAUUUUCAUGACAGAUUAUUUUGGGGUAAAGACAAAGGUUGUGAUUUCUAUUUUUAAACUUGCAAUGAAAAACCUCUGCCUAAGGAAUUUUGUGAUUUAUCAAACGAAAAAAAUAGCACUGGUUAUAACUAUGAAGGAUAUAAUUUUAAAUGCUAACCACUAUUCCCUAAUACUUGUCCUGUUUAAUAUUCUUUGAAUCAUACUUCUUGCUAUGGAAGAGUAGACAAACUUAAUUUAAUAGAGAAUACAAUGGAAAAUUUUGGAUCUUCUUUUGGAUGGAAUAGCAAAGCUGUUAUUAGUAGUCUAUCCCCUAAAAAUUCUCAUUUUGAGGUUGAUCCUUAAUAAAUCUAGUGUUAUCCAUAAGAAUGUAUCCAAAAAGGUGAUAAAAUUAGUAUACAUUUUACUAUUGGAAGCAAAAUAGAUAAAAUAUAAAAUGUUAUUUGUGAAGAAGAUGAUCAGAUUUUGACAGUAGAUUAAUACGAUGGCUAAUUAAUCUGUCCAAAAAUAAAUAAUUUUUGUAAAUAACAAUUUAUUUGCAAAAAUCACUGCAAUGGAAGAGGUUUUUGCAUGAAUCAAACUUGUAUUUGUGCUAAAGGAUACUCAGGCGAAGACUGCUCUAUCGAUAAUUCAAAUUAAGAAGAAGAAUAAUAAAUUUUAGAUGCAAAUUGUAAUUCUUAUGAUGAUAAAAAUGAAUGCAUAAAUUGUUAAAAGGGGUUUUAAUUGAUAGGUGGUUCUUGCUAAAAGACUUCUUAGCAAAUUCUGUUAAUUUAAAUAUUUAUCAUAGCUUUCUAUUUAAUCUUAAUUUGA